GCGGGAUCGAGCCCUGGCCAGGACCUGCAGCCAUGGGCCCGCGCCGCCGCCGCCGCCUGCCACCUGAGCCGCGCGGGCCGUGAGCACCAUGGCUGUGGCCGGGGCCCCCGCGGGAGGCCCGUGCGCGCCGGCACUGGAGGCCCUGCUCGGGGCCGGCGCGCUGCGGCUGCUCGACUCCUCGCAGAUCGUCAUCAUCUCCACAGCGCAGGACGCCAGCGCCCCGCCGGCCCUCGCCGGCCCCGCUGCGCCCGCCGCCGGCCCCUGUGACCCCGACCUGCUGCUCUUCGCCACGCCGCAGGCGCCCCGGCCCGCACCCAGCGCGCCGCGCCCCGCUCUCGGCCGCCCGCCGGUAAAACGGAGGCUGGACCUGGAAACUGACCAUCAGUACCUGGCUGAGAGCAGUGGGCCAGUUCGGGGCAGAGGCCGCCACCCAGGAAGAGGUGUCAAGUCCCCCGGGGAGAAGUCCCGCUAUGAGACAUCACUGAAUCUGACCACCAAACGCUUCCUGGAGCUGCUGAGCCGCUCGGCUGAUGGUGUCGUAGAUCUGAACUGGGCAGCUGAGGUGCUGAAGGUGCAGAAGCGGCGCAUCUACGACAUCACCAAUGUCCUCGAGGGCAUCCAGCUCAUUGCCAAGAAGUCCAAGAACCAUAUUCAGUGGCUAGGCAGCGAUGCCAUGAUGGGGAUCAGUGGGCGGCUUGAAGGGCUGACCCAGGACCUUCAGCAACUGCAAGAGAGCGAGCAGCAGCUGGAUCACCUGAUGCACAUCUGUACCACCCAGCUACAGCUGCUUUCUGAGGACUCUGACAACCAGCGCCUAGCCUAUGUGACCUGCCAGGACCUUCGUAGUAUUGCAGACCCUGCGGAGCAGAUGGUGAUGGUGAUCAAGGCCCCUCCAGAGACCCAGCUUCAAGCUGUGGACUCUUCAGAGACCUUUCAGAUCUCCCUUAAGAGCAAACAAGGCCCCAUCGAUGUUUUCCUGUGUCCUGAGGAGAGUUCAGGGGGGAUCAGCCCUGGGAAGACCCCUUCCCAGGAAGCAUCUUCUGGGGAGGAGAAGACAGCUGACCCUGUCACCACAGUGCCACCACCAACAUCUCCCCCCUCAUCCCCCACCAUGGAUCCCAACCAGUCCCCGCUUAGCCUGGAGCAAGAGCCCCUGCUGUCACGGAUGGGUGGCCUCCGGGCCACUGUGGAUGAGGACCGCCUGUCCCCCCUGGUGGCUGCUGACUCACUGCUGGAACACAUGCGGGAAGACUUCUCCAGCGGGCUCCUUCCUGAGGAAUUCAUCAGCCUCUCCCCGCCGCACGAGGCCCUUGAUUACCACUUUGGCUUGGAGGAGGAUGAGGGCAUCAGAGACCUCUUUGAUUGUGACUUUGGGGACCUGACCCCCUUGGAUUUCUGAUGGGGGCUUUGGGUCCAAGGGUCUCUUGAGAUGCUCACCCUACAUCUGCAGCCCUGGAGCCCUACCUCUAGGCCAUCCUUCUGGCCCUAUUAGAAAAUUAUAAUUUAUACCCUCUCUCCUUUCUCCAGCAGCUUCUAGCCCUGGGGUCUGGCUGCAGCUGGUUGAGCAGGCCAGGAAAGGAAGGAUUGUGUGUGUAGUGUGUGUAUAUAUAUGUACCUGACACCCUGCUUGUGUGUAAUGUGGGGUGAGUAGUGUGUGAGCAUGUGUGCGCGUGCUCCUGUACCCGGGAAUGAAGGUGAACAUACUUGAGCUUGUAUUGAAGACAUGCCCUGGUGUGUCCACGUGUGGUCUGUGUGUGUUGUGUGUGUGUGUGAAUGGAUCCAUGUGUGUGCAUGAGGGGGCUCUAACUGCACUUUUGAUCGCUGUGCUCCAGGGGCCCAAUGUGGCCCAGAUGGCUCCCUGUUCCCAGAAUCCUGUGCUUUGACCAGGCCAGGUGGGAGGCCUUGGCUUGCUAGGCUUGCAGGGCAGCCAGAGCACUUCUUGUCUUAAAGGUUUUCUGAU
Dipodomys spectabilis (banner-tailed kangaroo rat) is the source of this 1960-nucleotide messenger RNA. RefSeq names its product E2F transcription factor 1 (gene E2f1). Bases 89 to 1399 code for a protein of 436 amino acids. The transcript is spliced from 7 exons. Gene Ontology annotation, molecular function: RNA polymerase II cis-regulatory region sequence-specific DNA binding; protein dimerization activity; DNA-binding transcription factor activity, RNA polymerase II-specific. Gene Ontology annotation, biological process: G1/S transition of mitotic cell cycle; regulation of transcription by RNA polymerase II. The record is from RefSeq and is a predicted model, not a curated record. NCBI's taxonomy places the organism in Eukaryota, Metazoa, Chordata, Mammalia, Rodentia, Heteromyidae. Gene Ontology annotation, cellular component: Rb-E2F complex.